Saccostrea cuccullata (small rock oyster) is the source of this 888-nucleotide messenger RNA. Its product is annotated as transcription factor BTF3 homolog 4-like. NCBI's taxonomy places the organism in Eukaryota, Metazoa, Mollusca, Bivalvia, Ostreida, Ostreidae. Gene Ontology annotation, cellular component: nascent polypeptide-associated complex; cytosol. The transcript is spliced from 7 exons. The coding region runs from base 99 to 563 and encodes 154 amino acids. The record is from RefSeq and is a predicted model, not a curated record.
CUUUGAGAUUAUACGCGAAAUUUUACUACGUCAUCUUCCUUUUUCAGGCGGCCAUAUUAGAGACCUCGUGGGUCUUACAGUUAUACACAAGAUUCAAGAUGAAUCCAGAAAAACUAAAGCAGUUGCAAGAACAAGUUCGUAUAGGCGGAAAGGGAACUGCAAGGAGGAAGAAGAAGGUCGUACACAGAACUGCCACAACAGACGACAAAAAACUACAGAGUUCUCUCAAAAAACUGUCAGUGAACAACAUUCCUGGCAUUGAAGAGGUUAAUAUGAUUAAAGAAGAUGGUACUGUGAUCCACUUUAACAAUCCAAAAGUACAGGCCUCAUUGGCAGCAAAUACUUUUGCCAUUACCGGACAGGCUGAGAACAAACAGAUUGCAGAAAUGUUACCAGGAAUCUUAAACCAACUAGGUGCCGAGAGCUUCAGCAGCCUAAAGAAAUUGGCCUCAACUGUCGCUGCAUCCGGUGACAACAAACAGUCCACAGAUGACAUUGAUGAAGAUGACGAUGGAGUCCCAGAAUUAGUGGAAAACUUUGAUGAAACAUCAAAAGGAGAGUGAAGGGGAUGUGACAAAAUUUCAUAAUUAGUGCAUGUACGUUUGUCGGUUUGUGAUAUUUAACUAUCGCGUGUGAAGAGAAGUGUAUGUUUCCCAGCUGUUAUAUUUGAAGAAAAGGCCGUUAAUAUUCUGUAUAACUCCAUAAACUAUACAAACGAGGACAAAAUAUCCUGAAAAAUAAGCAACUGCCAUUAUAAAUAUUUCAUAAUAUGAUCAAGGGUACUUGGACAUUAGAUGACUUAGAUUUGUUGGCCCUUAUAUGCUAUGUAUUUAUUUCAUCUUUUAUUCAAGUGCUUAAACCAAAUAAACACACAAAUUUUCUUUACAA